This is a messenger RNA of Nymphaea colorata (pocket water lily), 1405 nucleotides long. Its product is annotated as NAC domain-containing protein JA2L-like. The record is from RefSeq and is a predicted model, not a curated record. Gene Ontology annotation, molecular function: DNA binding. The transcript is spliced from 3 exons. Gene Ontology annotation, biological process: regulation of DNA-templated transcription. Bases 333 to 1175 code for a protein of 280 amino acids. Lineage: Eukaryota; Viridiplantae; Streptophyta; Magnoliopsida; Nymphaeales; Nymphaeaceae.
UAUAGUAAUUGUAAGUAAAUAAAUCCGAUUUGUGUGUUUCAGGGUUGAUGUUUGCGCAGUUGGGGCGAUGGAGUAGGAUGCAAUACGUUUCCAUAGAUGCCCAAAAAGAGCUCAGACGCUUGAUCGUCCAGAUGCACGCGCUUUCUGCCAGACACCCAAGUCUCUCUCAAUCUGUCUCCCUCACCUUGUUCAUCUACAAAAGGAAGAAUCGAUCGAGCUCCCUCGGAGGGCAAGCCCCAAACCCCCUCUCUCUCAAUCUCUCAACCAACAGCUCCGACACCAUCUUUCUCCAUCUACCUUAUUCUCUCUAACUCUCGAUCUCUUUGCGUUGUAUGAGGAUGGAAGGAAGAGGGGAUGAGAUACACCUGCCACCAGGGUUCAGGUUUCACCCCACAGAUGAGGAGCUGCUAGUCCAAUACCUCCUCCCCAAGACCUCCGCUGCCACCUUCUCCUCCAACGUCAUUGCAGAGGUCGACCUCUAUAGGCACGACCCAUGGGACCUGCCCGGUAAGGCGCUUUUCGGCGACAAGGAGUGGUAUUUUUUCAGCCGGAGGGAUCGGAAAUUCCCCAACGGGUUGAGGCUUAACAGGGGCGCCGGAUCCGGCUUCUGGAAGGCUACCGGCACCGACAAGAUCAUCGUGGUCGACGGCCGCAAAGUGGGCACCAAGAAGGCGCUCGUUUUCUAUGUAGGAAAGCCUCCAAACGGGAGCAAGACCAACUGGAUCAUGCAUGAAUACCAGCUCCUUGUAGAACAAAAUGGCUACCUCCCACGAAAGAAAUCAACCCCUUGCCUGGAUGAUUGGGUUGUGUGCCGAAUUUACAAGAAGCGGACCAGCCAGCAGAUGGGAAUCCAAAGGUCGAAACAGCACCAUGAAGUCGCCAAUUCCCCUCCGGAUGAGGAGACCUUUGCAUCACUUUCUGCCAUCGGCGACCAACGCUUGGAGUCCAACGUGAACCAAUGGAUGGUGGUGCCGGAAAUGAACGCUUUUUACCAACAACAGCAACAAACAUACAGCUCGGGUUUCACCUUGAGUACAGACGAUUUUUUCAUGGAGCUGCCGACCUACAUGGCGGACAAUUGUAUUAGUAUCGAUGAGAAAACAGGCGCAAGCUUUUCCACGCAACUGACAGACGCCUUGUACUUUCAGCACCACCACCAGCAACCAUACUCGUGAUUGUUUAAUUGAGUUCAUUGGCAACUAUGUUUAAGGCCAAUAAAAACAGUUCUUUACCCCGAAAUGCAUUUUUUUUUUUUUUUUUUACGGCUGGUUUCCUACUAUAAUUUCAAUUAACUUCUCUGUUAGGCCAAGGAAGUACAUCCCAGCAUUAAAUUGUUUGGAUUUGCUAAUAUAGCAUGAUCCCCACAUGUGAAUUGAUAACGCUCAAGUACACUGUUCAGACCUAA